AUGGAACUUUGUCAACAAUUUCCGGAUGUGACGUCAAGUGCAAUGGAUGGCCUUCAAUUGGCCGUUGACGAAUGUCAAUAUCAAUUUAAAUGGCACAGGUGGAAUUGUUCAUCUUUAAGCACAAAAAAUAAAAAUCCAAGAAAUAGCAUUCUUUUACAAAGAGGAUAUAGAGAAACUGCUUUUGCUUAUGCCAUAUCAUCGGCAGGAGUUGCACAUAGUGUUGCUCGUGCAUGCAGUUCUGGAAAAUUAAUAGCUUGCGGUUGCGAUCCAGGAAGUUACAGGCAAAAAAGUUUUCAUAAUAAUAAUAAUAAUAAUAAAUUAUUAUCGAGAGAAAAUCAAAAGCGUAACGUCAAAUCAAAACGAUACAAAUCGAUAUUAAGGGGAAACAAUGUCGGAAUAAAUGAUGAUAAUUAUUUAGAAAAUGAUUUGAUGAAUAAAAAUCCGGAUAAAUGGAAAUGGAGCGGUUGUUCACAUAAUUUAGACUUUGGCGUUGAAUUUUCACAAUCGUUUUUAGAUCUGAGAGAAAAAAAAGCUGGAGAUAUACAAUCUAGAAUAAAUUUACACAACAAUGAAGCUGGAAGAUUGGCCGUUUCGUCAAACGUACAAAUUAGAUGUAAAUGUCACGGGUACUCGGGAAGUUGCGAAUUGAAAACGUGUUGGAGAUCCGCACCGGAUUUUCGAAUCGUGGGAGAAAUACUCAAAGAAAGAUUUCGUUCGGCCAUAUUGGUCGAUCAAUCGAACAUGGGUAGCGGUACUUUACAACUCGGAAAAUCUAGAAAACAAAAAAUACGCACGAAACCAAAGAUGAUGAUGAUGAUGAUGAAAAAACAAAAGAAAAAGAAAAAAAAAAGAACCAACGAUUUAUCCUUCGAAUUAUUCUACUAUCAAAAAUCUCCAAAUUUUUGCGAAAGGGAUAAUUCCGUGGAUUUUCCGGGUACGAAAGGAAGGCAGUGUAAUAAAACGAGUAAAGGUUUGGAUAGUUGUAGUUCAAUGUGUUGCGGAAGAGGUUAUAAUAGAAUUCGCGAAAGGAAAACGGAAAGGCAAUGUUUGUUUAAAUGGUGUUGCGAAGUUAUUUGUCACAAUUACACGACGGAAGGUUGGAUAACAGUUUGCAAAUAA
Molecule: messenger RNA, 1119 nt
Organism: Pediculus humanus corporis (human body louse)
Lineage: Eukaryota; Metazoa; Arthropoda; Insecta; Psocodea; Pediculidae
Product: wnt-10, putative
Exons: 4
Coding region: 1-1119 (372 amino acids)
Biological process (GO): canonical Wnt signaling pathway; cell fate commitment; multicellular organism development
Cellular component (GO): extracellular region
Molecular function (GO): frizzled binding; cytokine activity
Source: RefSeq, a predicted model, not a curated record